GCGCAGUAGCUAAUGUUUAUAAGAGGAAAUGUAUUAUCAAACACAAAAUAAAUAAAAAAGAGUGCUACAUUUCUGUUAUUCGUUUUUUUUCUCUCGUAAACUUAACAAUUCACGGUCUCUAUAAAUACCGACGAGUUUCAAUUUGAACUUUUUCCUAUUCCUUUCUUAAUAUAGAAUUAAGAGACAAAAGUUUAAAAAAAAAGAGAAAUAAAAAAGGUGAGAAAACAUCAGACACGGACAUGACGUCAAUAUAUGCGACCACCAACCAGCCAUAGUGAAAACAUCAGCACGUUUACGGAUAUAUACUUUGUUGUAUAUUCCGUUUAUCAACUUAUUAUAAAUAAGUUAUAUCAAAUAUGGAGUCUUUGAGGGAACAAGUAAUGAUAAAUCAGUUUGUACUAGCUGCUGGCUGUGCUAGAGACCAAGCAAAACAACUCUUGCAAGCGGCUCAUUGGCAAUUUGAGACGGCGCUAAGCAUUUUUUUUCAAGAAGCAACAGUGCCUACUUGCCACCAUACUCAAAAUAGUCGGUUUAAUUCUGUAAAUAUGAUAACUCCUGCAAAUACACCUGCCACUCCACCAAACUUUCCAGACACUUUGAUGGCUUUUUCCAAACUAUCUGCAAACGACAAAGUACCUGGAACCUCCCCUGGACCGUUUACUUAUUCCAACUCCCCUCCUCUUAACAAUAACAGUAAUAUGCAACAUCAGAGUGCAACCAUGGCUGCCUCUGGUCCUCCUCGCUCACAACGAUAAAGUGAUCACACGCUCACUUUAAAACUGAACUCCUACUUUGUCUUUGUGCUUAUCCUCCUACAGGAAAGAGCAAUCGCUGUUGGUAUGGCAACGGAAUGUAGUUGAUAAAAGGUUUUGCUGGAUGCGCCUUCUAACAGGAGGCACCCGAACAAAAUAUAAGGUCACACGUGGAAUGUGUGUGCUUCAUCCUGUAUCAAUGUAUAUCGUAGGAACUGUGUACCAUUUUCGCCCCAUCCUUUACUGUGUGUGUUUUUUGUGAUAAUCUUUAACUCUUUACCUCAGUCCUUCACGAUUUCCAUUUUCAAGGGGCCUAGUCAACUAUUCAGUCAAAACAAAAAAAGAAGAAAGAAAGAAGUAUUUUCUUUCAACGUCAUAAAAACAAACUGGAUUUUUAUCUUUGUCGUUAGUCAUCAAACUUUAACAUUUGUCACAUAAAAAAUUGGAAGAAGCACGUGUUAAGUGAUGCUAAUGAUGUUGGGUUUUGUUUUUUUCUUCUUCAGUACAAAUCUGAGGAGCUUUUCUUAUAUCAGUAGUAAUUCAGAUGGUUGUGAAAAAGUUAAGCAAGAAUAUUGAAAGAUGUAUUUAUUUUUCUGGAACUUACUUUGAUCAGAAUGGAGAUCCUACACUGUAAAAUUAUUUGUUUUAUUUUUCUCGCAUUCGUUUUGUAGUGCUUAUUUUAAACAAAAGAAGAACUGAAAAGUUGUGAGGAAGAUCUUUCAUUUUUUAGCAGCUCAUUGAAAAGAAUGCCUAUAAAUAUAUAUUUAUAUAUAUAUGAUGUGGACAUUUAAAACAUUUUUCGAAUGUGUGUUUGAAUAAAGCACGUUUGUUAAGUCUA
Parasteatoda tepidariorum (common house spider) is the source of this 1590-nucleotide messenger RNA. RefSeq names its product UBA-like domain-containing protein 2-A. NCBI's taxonomy places the organism in Eukaryota, Metazoa, Arthropoda, Arachnida, Araneae, Theridiidae. Gene Ontology annotation, molecular function: protein binding. The record is from RefSeq and is a predicted model, not a curated record.